Molecule: messenger RNA, 1074 nt
Organism: Scaptodrosophila lebanonensis
Lineage: Eukaryota; Metazoa; Arthropoda; Insecta; Diptera; Drosophilidae
Product: proteasome subunit alpha type-7-1B-like
Exons: 3
Coding region: 167-916 (249 amino acids)
Biological process (GO): ubiquitin-dependent protein catabolic process
Cellular component (GO): proteasome core complex; nucleus; proteasome core complex, alpha-subunit complex
Source: RefSeq, a predicted model, not a curated record
UUUAUAUUUACAAAAUUUCACAUAUUAUUAAUAUUAUCCUUCAACGCAUUCGUUGUCAGUUCGUUACUUCAUAACUUUUAGCUUAGAGCACACAUUUUUGAUAAAAAUCAAAUUAUUUUAAAAUUUUGAUCAAAGCGAUUAUUAAAACAAUUUUGUUAGUUCCAAAAUGGCUGACGGCUACGAUAGUGCCAUGACUAUUUUCUCCCCAGAUGGCCAUCUGUGGCAGGUUCAAUAUGCUCAGGAGGCUGUACGCCGUGGCUCUUUAGUAAUUGCCAUACGUACCCAGGACUGUAUUGUCUUGGGUGUGGAGAAGAGGUACAUGGGCCAAUUGCAGGAGGAGAUUACGGUGCACAAGAUUUGUCCGGUGGGCGACAACAUAGCAAUAGCAUUUGCUGGCCUCACAGCCGACGCACGCGUGCUCAUCAAUCGUGCCCGGGUGGAGUGUCAGAGCCAUAAGCUGAAUAUCGACCAGCACCCAACUGUGAGUUAUAUAUCGCGCUUCAUAGCGGAGUUGAAAAAAAGCUAUACCCAGGGCAGUGGACGUCGUCCGUUUGGCGUUUGUUGUCUGGUCAGUGGGUUCGAUGAGAAUGGGACGGCGCGUUUAUUUCAAACCGAACCAUCGGGCAACUUCUACGAGUUCUCAGCGUGCGCCAUAGGCCGUAAUUCGGAAGCAGUGUUCGAACAAUUGGAGAAGGCCGGCUCGGCGCCGACGGCUGAUGAGCAAUCGGCCAUCACAUGGACCAUACGCUUACUGAUCUCUGUGGGACUGCUAAACAGGGACAGCAUCGACUUGGCUGUGCUCAAGUUUAAUCAGCCGCUACGCCUGCUGGACACCAAGACGUUGGUCGACCAUGUGGCCAGAGUACAGCGCGAAAUAGAAGAGGAAGGCCGGACCCAUCAGCGAUUAAAUAUUUAAUUUCAGCUCAACUGAAUAAACAAAUCCCAGACUUUGCUUUCUUUCAAUUAGAGCCUUCAACAGAUGUUCCACCAUAGCAAUGUUAUUUAAUGCCAAGUCACUAAUUAGCACAACAAUAAAAUGUUGGUGAACCAUCCAAGAAAUAGUUGCUAAUAAAA